CAGACGUCGACGACGGAUGGUGGAGCUUCGAAGGAGACGAACAAAGGGGAUGCUUCGAAGCAGACGGAACAGGAAGGGAAGGUGAAGGAUGGAGCUUCGCAGGAGACGAAAGAGGGUGCUGAAGCUCCGAAGGAGACGGAAGGCGGUGCUGGAGCUCCGAAGUAGUCAUAGUACUAGAGAAUAGAGAUGAAUAGAAAGGGAAGAUGAGCUAACAUUUGAUUUUGGUUCUUUUACACCAAGAGAACCGGCAAAAACAGAAUCUUCUUGUCAUAGUAUGUCCAUGAUGUCCUUCUAAACCUGCUAUUAACCUUUCUUGACGAUGACACCGUAAAAUUUUUACGUACAACUAGCAAUAUUGAUUUCGACUACCCAGUAUGACUAUGAUCCUCCAAAAAAUAUGUUGAGAAGAGACGAAAACAUCACUCAUACACAAGCAGUUUACUCAUCGAUCUAAAACUAGGAACUAAUGAGUUGCAUCGCCCAUUGUUCCCAUGUCCCUCGUCUGACAGAAGAAGCAUUCUUGAACAGUGUCUGUUUCCAGGGAAGGACAAUGCCGAUGCCAGGAACCUCAAACUCCUUCCUCUUCCGGCAACAUAUUGUAUGAAAGUAGACGUAAAUCAUGUUAUUGUUAAUGUACGUACUAGGUUUAAGAGGAGGUACUGGAGACACCAUUAUAUGAACAGCUAUGCAAUUAUUGCAUUUGAGAUAGAAAAAGAGUUACUAUCUAUCUUCCCAAGAAGUUGUUCUGAACUCUUCUCAGAACUUAGAUAUUUCGACCCUGCCCACUUAACAAAUGACAAUCCACGCGACACACCCGAAACGAAUCCCAAUACUCCCAAGCGGGACCAAACGAGAACCGACGGGGGCGAACAACGUUGGCGACAGCGCGCAUAGCUCAGGGGUGCCACACACGCGACACACAAAGCCGCCGCACACCACCCCAGAGGAACAAGCUCCACCCACGCGACACCCGAGGGCUUUCGAAGCCCGCCGCAAAAGGCUGGCCACGCGCUUCAAAGCGAAAGCCGCCCGCGGAUCGACAGAGAAACGCGACGCCGGGGGGAAUCGCAAAAGAAGGGAGCGUGGCGCGAAGCUCUUGCUGCCUGACAGCUGCCCCCGCGCCUACCUCUGGCGGGUGUGAGGUACUGCGGGAGAACACAGAGAAACGGAAGACGCAGCAGGAUGCGCCCAGCCUGAGGGACCGGCUGCAGCUUUGUGGCACUCCUACCAGGACGCUGCGCGGCUACGCGCGCGCGGCUCCUUACCGGGUCUGGGCACGCAUAACACAGGCCACGGGGGCGCUGCGCUGGCAGUGGAGUGGGGGGAGCAGCCUACAAGAAGAGCCAAGGCCAGGCCCGCCCCCUCUUUUCUGGGCCCCUUCUGCUACCGCGGCUUCAGUUUUACCCGGGACCAUGUUGGCCUCUGUACUUCCAGGCCAGAAAAACACGGGACCCCGCCGGAAAAUACGGCCCCGGGAUAGUUGUGGAAGGCGUCAAGACUGGGCGCGGGUGUCCCCUUGCGCCUUUCUGAUUGUUCUCCAGUGGCCUCUUGCCCUCGGCUGACCCUCGGAGGCUGGAGGCCUCCGGGGCAAAAGGCCGCCGAAGGCGGCCAUGGUCUCAAGAGCAAGCAAGCUGACGACCAAGGGCCUGGAAUGUACAGGCUGCACGGCUCAGGGGGUCCAGCCCCUCGCCUUUUGCCGCCUACCUUCGGAGGCUUUCCACAGCCGGCGCGCUGCUGCGGCGGUGAGGCAUAUCGGAGGCAUAUAGGGCACGCCCAGGCUGCUGGAAGGGAGCGGAGACGGCCUCUUGGGCCUCUUUUGAAGCCUCCCCCUGCGUCGGAGGUCUGUAAGUAGGGCGGUACAGCCAGGCAGCUGGAAGGGAGCGGAGGAGGCCCCCGGGGGCCCCUUUUGAGGUCUUUCACCCCCGGCUCACGCCUUCAAAAGGGGUCGGGGGCUGCACGGUGCCCCCCCUGCGCCCUGCGCCUUGGAUCAUAUAUAACACAGGGGGCUUAGGUUUUCUGGUCCAUCCAUUUCUUCUGCUAGCUCAACAAAACGGUUGAAAUAUCAUCUCAGUCGGAAUAUCAGCUUCAUCUUCUUAGCAAUGUAUUACAACUAUACUGAACUCUAUCUACGACGUCGCCUUUCAUCUGGAACAGCAACGACAAAAAAACGCAUACUUUAUUAGGAUCUUCGAACAAGAAGCGCCAUCGUCAUGGCUGAUAGAUCAUUCUUCAACUGUUAAUUGUACAAAUUAUUCUUGAUGAAAGCACGGCGACGCAGAUGAACUAGUACGCUCAGCAUACAUCUCCAAGAAGAACGGAUUGAAAUCCGCGCUCGCAAUCGCAUCAAAUAUACAGAUCACUUCAGCGUUCAGCAUGAUAUUGAAAAUUACAUCGGAAAACAGGAAAAUGAUCUCGACCACUACAAGAACGAACAACUAGUACUAUGGGUGUGAUUGAAAACAAGUACUCACGCAGCAUCCGACUGGGGUUGUUGACACUCGUCUCUCGCAUGUUGUAGCCCUAGUACAACAAGUGAUGUCUAAGACGAGUAGACUACUCGUAGUAGUUGUGAACAAGAAUAACUCCCGGGCUGUGGAGCAGCGAAGUCGUAAUAUGGCAACAGCUGCUAUGCUGUCUGAAGCUCUUACUUUCUUAGAAAACUCAGCAGAAAUCGUCUUUCGACGUCGUUUUUUGCUGUGAUUCGAUUUUCUUGAAUGUCCAUUGAAGAGAUUGUGAGCGCCUCCUUGUGAUUGUCUCCUUAUGUCGUGAGAUGCAGAUAUGAUCAAUGACGAGGGUAGAGAGUAAAAAUGAAUUUUACUAUUAUAUGGGACGACGACGAGGAUGGUCGUGAUUCUUGAUCUCAGGGCCCUGGUCGUCGUUGACGAAGAACAUUUAGAGUCGAACAGUACUAGAGAUUGUGCUCGUUUCUUCUAAUAUAGGCAUAGACACUUCUCUACUUGAAGGCUUUCGCUUUUCUCUAAAUUGGAGUCCGCUUAUAAUCGAUGAAUACGAAGCGUACAUGAUCCAAAAAAAGGGAGAACAAACUAAGCAAAGUGGAGCAUCCCUGCCCUCCUGCCCUCCUGGUAGGAUUAUAGGAAAAACAAGUAUUAUUUUCAAGUAGAGCUAACAUCAAAUAAAAAGAACAUCAAAAAACAACGAACUAGAAGUAGAACUAUCUAUGUAUAAUGAUAUCAACACCACAGAAGAUUCUCUCUUACUCGUCUCAGCAUUCACAAGCAGUGGCCGACUCUUCGCAAGUAGUACACAUCAGGCAUCGACACUCUUCAGAACAUAAAAACUCAUCUCGUCGUACUUCAGACAUCAACACCUGUGCC
Molecule: messenger RNA, 3335 nt
Organism: Amoebophrya sp. A25
Lineage: Eukaryota; Dinophyceae; Syndiniales; Amoebophryaceae
Source: the annotation of a GenBank genome assembly